This is a messenger RNA of Toxorhynchites rutilus septentrionalis, 6566 nucleotides long. RefSeq lists its product as uncharacterized. The transcript is spliced from 10 exons. The record is from RefSeq and is a predicted model, not a curated record. The coding region runs from base 123 to 6452 and encodes 2109 amino acids. Lineage: Eukaryota; Metazoa; Arthropoda; Insecta; Diptera; Culicidae.
UUACCCACUGAAGUCGCGCUGAAAUUUGGUUGCCCACAUCGAAUCCAGUUGUAUUGUGCUCAUGUUUAUACUCUCAUGACAGAUACUGGUUAAAAAAUACGAUUCAAUCGAUUCGGUACGUUAUGUGGUCUAGUGAAACUCAGUUGGAGCUUAAAAAUGCGGUGCAUAUCGAUAUGGAUCAAUAUGAGCACCGAGAGGAGGAGCAUUCAUCGCAGGCGAAAACAGUACUAUCGAGCAUUGGAGGAUUCCUGAAAGAUGGGUUAUUUGCGUGGAUGGCGAGAGGGUCUCAGCUUGAAGUUCUGUGUGCCAAAACUGGCGAGAAGCUGCUGUCAUACAACUUCGAGUGCGAUUCAAAAAUGAGGUACUGCACGAUCUGCAGCGUACAGGAAGUACCGGUUGAAGAUAUCAGCUCCUGUAUGAUUGCUGUCGGGAUACAGCUAGAAAAAGAUAUGAGCACAAUUAUUGUUCUAACAGUGCAAGGCAAUCGAGUACUAGGGCGUAUUGAUAUUCACGAGAAAAUAUCAUGUCUCCAGUUUAUAAAUAAGCUAUCCUACAGUAGAGGAAAACUAGCGAAAUUCGAUGGAUGUUUAGCUAUGGGAACAGCAUCUGGAAAAAUAGUGCUAAUAGAUGCGUGUCUAAAUUUUGAAGAGAACCCUAUAUUCGGACGUCGUUUGGCAAUGAACAGACCAGAGAAAAGUCAGUGUCAUAUUGAGUGUGCCGAAGUUGGUGGAGAGCGCGAACUUCAGAAUCAUGAACUCAUUCGAGAUCGAGGAAUAUAUUUCGGUGUGCAGUUGGAAACAACUGAAAACGAUGAGAGUUCUGUCGUUUCAUUGCUUGAUCUCCCCGCUCUUAUGGCAAUUGCUGUUGGAUAUGCCGAUGGCCGAAUGGUUCUUUACAAUCUUCUCGAUUUGCGUAUAAUUCACGUUUUUCAUCCGCCUAUAGAGAACACUCCUAUAAUAGGUAUGGAUUUCGUUGAGCCUGCUGAUGAUCCAAAGGCAUGCGUUUACAUUUGGACGUUCCAUGCUGGAGAGGAGGGAGCGUUUGCAAUUAUGCAUACUUUAAUGUAUGAAGAAAAAUUUGCUGAGAAGAAUGAAUAUGUAUACGAAAGAUUUAUAUCAUGCAGUCCGCGUCUAAAUGUUCCGUGUUACGAUAAAGGGAGCUUCCCUUUGGGUGUGCAGUCGAUUAUGAAAACAGUGAGUCAAGAAGAGGAGAUUCUGACAUUGUCUGUUUUAAGUUGGAUUGCUUCGGAUCAUUCUACCUACAUCUUAGUUUUCGAUUUAAACCAAUGGUAUAAAGCAGAGAUGCCAUUUACGUGUGAUUGGAGGAAGGAGCUAAACCACACGGUUGUGUUCAAUAUUAAAGAUACUGCAAUGAUGACACGUCUUACGGCGGAUUCCUUAAUACCGUUCAAUUCCAUUCAUCGACCGGAAGAGCAUUUUUAUCCAAAUUCGUUAACUUUUGAUAUAUUUGUGUUGAAAAACGAUAUAUGUGCUCAGUAUCACUGGAUUGGAUUACAGAACAAGAUCUUGGAACAUUUCGAACGAAGCGGAUCAUCUUGCAUAUUGGAACCAUGUCAGCUCUAUAAUGUUAUGUUGCAAGCCUCUUUAAUACCACAAUUCAUCGAUUACAAUUACUCCAUAGAGGCACCAUUGGAAAUAAAACGAGAGUUUUUACUUUCGGUUGCACUGGAAUACAACUCCUAUUCUCUACUACGCAAAUGUGCCGUCAACUGGGCAGAUGGAAGUCACCUGGGGCAGGAACCAAACGACGGAGUUUCUUUGUCUACCCUAACGGAUUGGAUAUGGAAUCGUGCGAAAGCAUUGAAGGAAUUAACGAACACAAUUUGUGUGUCAUUAUUUGAUUUAUCAGGACGCCGAAUUGACUAUGGAACACAAAAAACCUUACUUCACUGCUCCCGGCAGCUAAGGUUGCUUUCUAAUCUCUAUGAUGUGUUACUCGUUCAGUGCAGACAAUAUAUUCCAAACAAAGUUUUCAUAAGUCUCACAAGUCAGCAAAAAUCAAUUCAACACGCUGCGGAUUAUCAAGAGGUUGUACAAUGGCUGUUGAACGUCGGAUUAUUGCCGGAAGGAAACAUAGAUGGAAUUAACCUAUCGGAAGAAUUCUUAUUAGUGCCGUUCCCUUAUCAAGCCAUCUGUUCAUACUAUGUUUCGCAGAGGGAAACACUCAGCGAUGGAAAAUUGAAGCACGGCAAUUCAUCAAGUCCUGCCAAACAAAGCUGCAAAUAUUUAUUUAUCGAUAAUUUCAUUGAGCACGAGUUUUCCACCGACUCACUAAGAAAUAUUUGGAGUGAAAGCAGUGCUCCCGGAUUGUAUCCACCCAACUCGAUGCAAAAUUUAUUAAGAGCAUUGCUCAUACAGGAUGUUAGUACCGAGGCAAAAUAUAUUCUGCUGUGUUAUACGUUCAUGGAUAUUACGGCAGUGCUUGGCGAGGGAAGAUAUGGUGGUAUAGUGCAAAACCUGAUAAAGUUUCCUACAGUCUUCAAACUAAAUUCAGCAACUAUAAAGCGCACACAGGGAUUCUGGUUUCUUGAUCAUGGACAUAUAGACAAUGCACUUGAGGAACUACUCUCUCCUCUAUCACAAAGCGAGCAAAUUCCCGAUUGGCAAAGAGAUUUCCUUAUUUCGACACUGCUAAAAUGUGAUGCGCCGCAUCUAGCGUUACGCGCUUUAAGAGCCCCUGGGAUGCCAAUAUCACCAUUCUUGGAGCUGAGAACGUUAUUGGAGAACAAUCUGAUUGCCGAAGCAUUCAAACUGCAACGUUCGAAACAGGAUUCCAAUCUACUCAGGUGCUUUUUCGAAGGAACACUGAGGGCAGCGAAGCAUGAUGUUUUGCUGGAUUUGGCCCUGUCAGAUGAAGAAACGAAAAAUCUUCGGCAAUAUUUAACGAAAGCCAGUGGUCCCUUGGCCGACAAUGUGCAUUUUGUUCAUUUGUUGCAAAAACUCGAUUUCGUCGAAGCUGUGCGUAUGGUGGACAAACUGGUAAGAAAUCAUUCAACCGAAUUCAGCUUGGAGGCACCCAAAGAAGCGUUAACUCUGUAUCACGCCGCGUUGGAACCAACAACCCAACAUUUGUCCUAUUUGGCUUACGCUGAAAAGAAAGAAGAAAAACGCCCAAAAGCUGCCACUGUCGAACCGUUGAGCUUACGUUUGAUCCGAGGAAGAGCGGAUUCUCGUGAUCGAUUGUUUCACAAUUCAAUUAAAGCUAUUAAAGAAGCUGCUGAACCGAUGGAACAUGACCAACCAUUUAUUGAAAAACCAGAACUCGGAAUUUUUCAAUUUAGAACCCGAACUAAGAGCAGUCAUAUAUGCUAUCCGGUAAAAUUGGAUGCGAAAGUCACUAAACGAAAAUUGGAUAACGAUACUUGCACAAAAGAGGUGACUGAAUUUUCUGUGGAUCAGGAAAACCCCAAAAAGCGCAGACGCAUUGAAAACGAUAAUUUAUACACGACAUCAUUCGUGGUUCCGAAAAAUGUCCUCACCGAAUUCAAACCAAUGAAACCUAGCUACAACUUCAGUUCUAGGAUGUCAGAGAACACAACCGAAAAAUCCCUAAGUAGAUCGCCAUCCGCUCAGCUCACAACCCCAGUGGUGAGAAAAAUACACACCUACAGCCCACCUUCGCCGGAAAGUGUAAGCUCAUAUACGCCCCAUGGGAUACUUAAAUCGGCUGCGUCUGUUCAAAGUUUUGUAAAUCGGAAGAGUGUCUCUCCAACACCCGGUAGUAUGCCCGGUUACCGCUCAAGCGAGGCUGAAGAGAAAAUACUACGGUUUGAUUUGCCAGAAUCACCUCUUGUUGCGAAAUCUCCGUUGCAAAGAGAGAUUCAAUCCCAGACGCCGAACAGUUCCUUUGUUUCGAAUGACGAAUUUUUCUCACCCGAAACGUCAAUGGGAGCCUUAGAUGAUGAGUCCUGUCUAGAUAUGAAGGAAAUUGUAUCCGGUGGACCGAAACGAAGGCGUUCAAUCCACAGCCGCUCGAGAUCGAUCACUCCUGUAGAGAAUAAUAUCGCAAUAAUAAUUGAAGACGUCGAGGACGAUUCUUCGAACAACAAGCAGCAAGAAAAUGUGAUUGAAAAUGAAGCAAUGGAUCUGGUUGAAUCAUUUACUACCGAACAGCAACCAUCUGUUGUUCAGUUGCCUACUACGGGGAAAAAUACAAGAAAACCGCUUGGGCGGUUAGUUCUUGAAGCAAAUGCGCGUAAAGCCAUUGAGGCUCACUCUACAAGUAUAGUGGAGAGCAGUGGAGCACUCGAGAGCUCUGAAUUACUGUUGAAGUGUGAUGACAAGCCCGAAACAUACGGUACGUGCACCACUUUUGAAAAUGAUUCGGACGAGGAACUUGAAAUUUCGAAGUUAGUGUACAAAGAAGACUGCGAUGACAUCGGCAUGGACGACGCUGAACAGAUAGUGAUCGAUGAAUCCGAUUCAGACAAGUCAGAUCAUGAGAACGUAACGAAAACAGCUACUGGGAGCGGUUCCGACCAAGAUCGAGAUGUCAUCAACAUAUCCAGCAGCUCGGAAGAUAUGAACGAUGCACAUAGCGCUGAUGAAGACAUUAUGCAAACCUCUCAAGAAAAUACGGGCCCGCGUUCUGAGUUGAAUUCGAAUUGUGACGAGGAAAAUGUAUUAAUGGUAGAUAACGAAACUUCCCAGGAACCAGAGUUAGCGACGCAAAAAUCUCACGAUGAAACACUUGAUGAACAAGUAACUACUUCAACUUCAUCAAUAUCAAAUGAAAAUAAAACAGUCGAAAGAGAACAACAUUCGCGAGGGAGAAUGCUUGCUCAAGAAGCAAGGAACAAAGGCAGUAAAGAUCCCCAGGCUGAAGAUUUAUCGGUACAACAGGAUUCAGUUGACGAAAAUGAACAUGGUCAGGCCACAGAAAAACCAUCAACAAGUGGAGCUAGAGAUUUGUCAAUGAUUGGAAAUGAGCGAUCCGAACAACAAUCUUCGAAUUCAGAAAUGCAGGUGUCUUCACCAAGCAGAGAAAAAGCAUUCAAAUUGAAACAAGAGAAACAAUUUCUUGGCAAUCCAAAGAAUGCACAUGAAGUGGACGUUCCGGCUAUGAAUCUUUCGGUAAAACCAGACGAAGCACAUGGAGCCAACAGAAAAAAUAGCAAAAGCGAUGAGAGUGAUGACUCUGCAGUUCUCAAUUUAUCUACUGUUCAAACUGCUGAUCCAGUGCAAGUUGUAGAACCGGCACAUAAACCGAUAAUACCUGAACAUGAGCACUGCCAUGAACUCACAGCGGACGAUAAUAGUGCUGGUACGCAUAAGCAGGAAAUACCACCUGAACUUUGUUCUGAAGAAGAUGUCGGGGGUACAACUUCAGAAACAGAAAGACCCAACCAACCAACGGAAGACAAUUCCAAAACUAAAAGAACCAUCCUUACUAAAGCAUUAAGAACCGAUUCUGGUGAAUCUACAGAAUCUCCUCAUACACCUAGAAAAACAAGACGGUUAUCGAGUGAUAGUCGGGAAGCUUCAAUUAGUACACCUAAAAGUAACAUUAAAACAAGACGCAUGUCUGCCAUGGAGAGAAUAGAUGAAGUAGACACCACUCCUACAAAACGAACCACUAGGGCUUCUUCUGUUGCGCCAGAUGGGGAAUCUCCAAGUGUGUCGCUUGCCAGGAGUAGGAAACAUGCGUCAAUGACAAAUCUUGCAACGCCAGAAGUCGCCCCAUUAACUCCCAGAAGAUCAACAAGGGCCUCGUCGAUGGCGAAAGAAUUGUCGGAAAAGGUUCCAUCCAGUAGAAAAAGAAAAAUAUCCGAAACAACACCAGAUGUAAAAACUGUAUCGCCGGAGAAAGCCAAGGAUAGUUUUAUUGAUGACGGCCAGUCAGAAAAAUCCGCCACAAGUAUGAGUGGUCGCCACAGCAGACGUCGCCGUCUUUCCAUAUCUAAGCCAACACUUGAACCGUCGAUAUCUGAGGAGUCAAUAACUGGAGUGGCACCAACGGAAUCAUCGCCCUCUACAAGUAAAGUUGAAGAGGAAUCUUUCGUUGAUUACUCAACCAACAGACGACUUACGCGAUAUCAAUCAGCAAUUGUAGAAAAAUCUCUCACCAUGGUUCGGAAAAUGAGUUCGGUUCAGAAAGAUUCCGAUCACAAUGUUUCCCAUGAGGACCAUGACAGUGAACCAGAGUCUGUUGCAUCGGUUAAUAGCGAUACGUCGAAACGUUCGACGCGUUCGAAGGGUAGUCAUCAAUCAAAGAGUAAAUCGCAGAGCAAUAGAGGAAAGGUCAAUGUGGACAACAUUGCGGGACGAUCCUCGAGAUCAUCAAUUUCGAAAAAAAAUAACAGUGAUGCGGAAUCAGUGGAUAACGAAAGCCCACAGAAAAAGCCCACAUUGGAUGCUAUUUCAGAAGAAGCCGAACCACUUGCCAGCAAGAGUAAGCGAAGAGGUAGACCUAAGAAAAAUCAGGCAGAAUAGUAUUUUCUGCCAGAGUAUUUGGAUCAAUUAUUUGUCGUUUCAAAUGAUUUUUUUGCUUGAAUCGUGAAUUAAAAUUCCCAUAAUAAAAUGUUGUGUUAAUUUUCUAUUUAUGAA